AUGAAACAAGAAACAAAGUUCAUUUUUGGAUAUAAUCAUUUGCCUAAGCUUUUCAAUCUCAAUACUAAUCUUAAUUCAUCAUGCCAAGCUUUACACGUAUUUAUGCUCGUGAUAGCAAUUUUUCUAUUUGUUGAAGCGUUACCUCAUGUACGAUCUAAGUUAUUUACCCUCGGUGACGACCAGAAUUUUGACGUACUAUUCGAUACAGAUUCGUUUGUGGUUUCUAUAGACUGUCUUACACCUAUACGUACUGAGAAAAAUCAAUAUGAUUCAAGAAAGGAUAAUCUUUUCGAAGAUCUCGGCAGAAAUUUCCAAGUCAACUAUGUGCAAAAGGGAAAUCAUGCUCGACCUCUUUCGACAUUUUCAUUAUUGACUCUUAAUGAUAAUGCGAAAAGCGAAUUAACAAUUGGCGGAACUAAUCCAGAAAGAUAUAUUGAACCAAUUACCUGGAUAAAUCUAGUGGAUAAUAAUCAAGGUUUUGGAGAAAACUUCUUCGUCAAUGGCCAACCAUUAAACUUUCCAAAUUGUGAAGGAACCGUUGAUACCGCGACCUCACUAAAAAUUAUGCCACCUGCCGAUGCUCGACAAAUUUAUGAAGCAAUACCAAAUUUGGAAUUUACCAGCGAAAUGGGCGCUUCGUUAUACUUUGUAAAGUGA
Messenger RNA from Funneliformis mosseae, 657 nucleotides. The record is from the annotation of a GenBank genome assembly. NCBI's taxonomy places the organism in Eukaryota, Fungi, Glomeromycota, Glomeromycetes, Glomerales, Glomeraceae.